GGCGGACGCGCGAGUCCGGCACGCGUGGGUCGCGGAGCUCCGCCGUAGUACAUGCGUGCGAUGUACUCUCCCAUCGUCACUCAGCUUAGCACCGGUAGGCUAGUCUUGCUUUCCCUUCAACCACCACCAUGUCUCCCAUCAGGACGCAAUGGACCCGCUUGAUUCGCUUCGUAGCGGCAGAGACAGGGAAUGUCCACCUCGGUGAGCCUGUGGACCCCAAGCUAGACGUCGGUAUGGCAUUCCAGCUUCGGCAACCCAUCAGGGCGUACGAGAUACUUGGUUCUGUCACGGACCUUGGCUCGCAGGUCACCGAGAAUGUGCUGACCGUCAAGGAGCUGCUCGCCCCUCUCGCCCGUCACGAAGUGGGCGGCAUCGUGCGUUGCUUGGGUCUGAACUACGCGGACCACGCGGCGGAGGCGAACUUGCAGAAGCCCUCGGUACCCGUGAUCUUUUACAAGCCUCCGACUACUCUCAUCGGGCCGAGCUCGCUUGUGACCAUCCCGCGCUUCGCGCAACCAGUUGAGGAGCACAUUCCUGACUACGAGGUUGAGCUUGUCAUUGUAAUUGGCAAGGCGGCGAAAGACGUGCCGGAGUCCGAGGCCCUCGACUAUGUCUUAGGUUACACUGGUGCGAACGAUGUUUCGUUCCGCAAGCUCCAGAUGACUGCUGGCGGUGGUCAAUGGGGUUUCUCGAAGAGCUUCGAUAACACCAACCCUGUCGGCCCGUGCAUUGUUGCGGCUCACGCCAUCCCUGACCCUCAGGACCUUCCCCUCAAGACGGUCGUCAAUGGGCAGACUCUCCAGAAUGGCAGCACCUCCGCCCAGAUUUUCAGCGUCAAACAAACCAUUGCCUACAUGUCCAAGGGCACCACACUGCUCCCUGGCUCCCUCAUUCUCACCGGAACACCCGCAGGUGUUGGCUUCGUCAAGAAGCCACCUCUCUAUCUCAAGGGUGGCGAUUACAUGACGACCUAUGUCGGCGGCGGUGUUGGUACGCUCGCUAACAUGGUCGUCGAGGAGGCUGCGCUGGGCAAGGCGAAGCUCUAAGGACCGUUUUUGUAGUAUCAAUAUAUGUUGUGCAUUAUACAUUGUGUUCCUCUGGUGUCUUAUGCCAUAUUCGAGCGUCGCCGUCCAG
Rhodofomes roseus is the source of this 1134-nucleotide messenger RNA. RefSeq names its product fumarylacetoacetate hydrolase. NCBI's taxonomy places the organism in Eukaryota, Fungi, Basidiomycota, Agaricomycetes, Polyporales, Fomitopsidaceae. The record is from RefSeq and is a predicted model, not a curated record. The transcript is spliced from 8 exons. The coding region runs from base 129 to 1046 and encodes 305 amino acids. Gene Ontology annotation, molecular function: catalytic activity.